UGCAUUAACUACAGUUCCCAGGGUGCCAAGCGGUUGGACGCAUGCGCAAGAUCGCUGGCUAUUGCUGUUAGUGCGGAGAAGAUGCGUAGGGUUAGUAGUCGUAUUUGCUAUGAUGAGGACGUUGAACCAGAGGAUCUGGAAACAGAAGGAGAGAGGCAGCUACAAAACCUGUUGAAGCACCAGCUAGACACAACUGUAUCACUUGAAGAAUGCAUAGCUAAGAAGAAAUGCUUUGCUCCAAGUGCUUUAUACAAGCCUUUUGGGGAGCAGGCAGCAGGUGUGUUGAGUCUGUCACAAUUCCAGACUCUACAGGAUGGAGAUGGGGAGAUUGCUGCACUGAGAGACCUUGGACUUACUGACAGGGAAAUACAACUCUGGCAAGAAAGGGAAUCUCUAGUCAAGUUCUCAGGGCUUGGAGCAGAUCCAGCAGCUGUGCAGCAGAGGCUCCGUGCCAUUGAAGAAAAGAUUGAGGAGCGCCAACGACUUCUGUCAUUGCCGCAGAGAUUUGCUGGAAGUAAACAGUUGAAUAGGAGAGAGAUGGAGAUUGAAAAAGCCAUGUUCCAAGGAACUGACCGACAUACUUUUCUGAAAGCACUCUACUACCAAGAUGAAAAAUAUGUAAAAGAUCAGAAUGACCCAAUCAACCAAUUGGAAAUGAUGUUAUUAAAAUUCAAAAAUGAUACAGUUGGAAUGGAAGAAAAUCCAAAAAACAGGCCAGGGUCUUCCACAGAAAUUCCUUCCACAGCCACAAGUGAAGGAGUUGGUUUUGGAGAAAUGACUAGCCUGCUUAUUCCACCACAACAUGAGCUCAGUGUUGUCGACCAAUAUGAACAUCAGAAUACCAAAAGACUUUCUGUGAAUGUGCCUAUCAGAACCCUCCCCAGCACUGGCACCCAGUGUCCUCAAAAAAUCACACAGCAUGUGGAAGCUGUUUCCAUAGAAGAGAUUCGAAGGAACAAACUUUCUGAGGAGGAAAUCAGAAUGAUUCCCAGAUUUUCAAACUAUAACCCGGGACAACCAAGCAGGGUUUUGUACUUGAAAAAUCUGAAUUCAAAAGCCACACUGGAAGAUCUGUUUUCCUUAUUUGUUUCAUUCCAACAAAAGGAUGGCCCUCAGCUCCUUUUCCGGUUACUGACAGGUCGAAUGAAGGGACAGGCGUUCAUCACCUUCCCAAGUGUCGAAUUGGCAAUGGAAGCGCUCAACAUGGUGAAUGGCUAUAAUCUAAUGGGCAAGCCAAUUAUCAUUGAGUAUGGGCAGAAUCGAUCUGACCAGUGACCAGUACUUUCAGUGUUAUGACCAAUGGAAGGUGUGUCAGUACAAUGAGGUGGCUACUUACUCAAUACACUACACAAUGGAAAAUGACCUCCUCCCCUGCCCCACUUUCCCCCAAGAAAGAUAUUCAAUAUGUUACAAUACUUGGAUUUUUAAUUCUAGAAAAUACUCACUUAAUAUAGGCAGUGAUGCACUUAUAUGCAUAAAGAAAAAAAGUAAGGGUAUGGUUUAAAAAAAAUAUUUGGCCUGAUGUGAUACUGAGUAUUUACAACAGGAAAGUUCCAGAUUUAGUCUCUCUCAGUUAACUGUUUUCAGUGCAAGUUCUAUUUGGACUACUAUAGUUGAAUGAACUGUUCCCUUGUUAGAUUGGAGACCAUAUCUAGAGUUUCUGUUUGUGUAGUUAAAUGAUUCCAGCUAGGGUGACUUGAUGUUGAAAUACCAGACAAAGUUAAUUUUCUAGUCUCAAUUGUAAAAUGGACCUGUGUGCAAGGUACCAGUUAUUUAAAAAAAAAAAAAACCUGUGGGUAAAGUCAUUGUUUCAGAGACGAGGGAAUAAAUCUGAGACAAAAAAUAAAAAGCCACACAGUUAAAAUAAAUUUGAAUAGGUUAUUUUAUAAAUGAAUAAAACAUAGAUAGAAAAAAAUUGUUACGUACUUUCUUUGGAGAAAAUGAAUCCAAAUAAGAACUUUUUAUGGAAGUAUACGGCCUAUUAGGCAUAAAGAUUUGACAAAAAGUAGACCCAGGAAAGCAGAAAAAGAUCUUGUUUUGAUUAAUUAUAACAUCAGCUUUGGUAAUAAUACCAAAAUUGGCAAAGACAAUUCCAAUUCACUGUGUUUAUGAUUUUAAGUUACGAUGUGAUUAAGGUACAUCUAACAUUGGGAUGUUGUUUGAAAGUGCAGUGAUAUUCUGCCUUGAGAUCGAAACUCAACAAGUUGUUUAUUUCAGUUUGCUAUGUGCCUUCCUAUUUGUAAGUGAAAAAUUGAUUCAAAGGGAUAAUAUACCGAUUCCCCUACAUUCCGUUGUAAUUAACUUGAGGAAUUGUGACAAAUUAUUUACGUAAAAAUGUUGAAGUUAUCCUCUAUUCCUAGUAUUUGUACUUAUUAGCCAUAAAGUUCUGGAGCCAUAUCUUUGACAUUCAAGAAUUGUGUAUUAAUGGCAUUAUAUUACUUGGGACUUCAAGAUUUUUGCAAGUGAAAAAUGUUUUACUGUAGUCACUUCAGAUGAUGUCAUCUGUCAAUCAGUUUUAAACACUUAUGUGGCGUUUUGAUAGAAAUGAAUGAUUAAUCUCCCAACCCCGCCCCAAAAUGGAGGUUGUAAGCUUGUGCAGAGUCUGGAAACAAAUGAAUUGGAAUUCUUAAAGAAUGAUGAAAUAAUGCUUCAAGUUGCCAGGAUCAUUGUCUUUUCGGUUAUUGGUCAGUUCCAUUAUGCAAAGAUAAUGACAGAUACUAAUUCCGAGUUUUGGCAUGUAUUUUAAUGUUGAUACUGCUCGUGGUGACAAUGGUAAUUUUCCCUUUCUUAGAAUAAUUGUAUACACCUGUUUUAAAAUAUAGUCUUUUAAAGUAAGUCUUGUGAGUCAAAAUAUUUUGUUAUUCUGCAUGAGGGUCUUGUGCUUUUCACACAUUUCAGUUUUCAAAGUCAGUAUGAAAAAUAAUCAAUUGUCAGUAAUAAAACAGUGCAGGAAUUUUGUCCUGUUCAAAGAUUCCGUUGGGAAUCAUUCAAACCACCUUGGAAAUAAUAGAAAUAGGGAACGAGAAGAAACGGAAGAGUCAUGCUUGAAAUAAAAAUUCCAUAAAUGUAGGCAUUGUAUAUAUUGUCUGGUAAAUAAGUUCAAGGCUGUAAUUUAACUUUAUUAAUUAAUUACAAUUUCUAAGCAAUAUUAAAUGCCAUUUCUGAUCAUGGAUUUACCUGUUGUCUCAUGUUAGUUAAUAGGUAUUUAUUCACAAGUGUGAAAUAAUAAAAAUGUUUCUGACCAAAAUGAA
Molecule: messenger RNA, 3251 nt
Organism: Amblyraja radiata (thorny skate)
Lineage: Eukaryota; Metazoa; Chordata; Chondrichthyes; Rajiformes; Rajidae
Gene: rbm41
Product: RNA binding motif protein 41
Exons: 7
Coding region: 82-1275 (397 amino acids)
Biological process (GO): mRNA splicing, via spliceosome
Cellular component (GO): U12-type spliceosomal complex
Molecular function (GO): U12 snRNA binding; pre-mRNA intronic binding
Source: RefSeq, a predicted model, not a curated record